CCCAUACGACAGCUCCAGAAUAAAUUGAUCAAGUGCUGAACAUAUGUGACACACGCUUGAAUCCUGUGGGGAUCAAAAGUGGCCCAAUUCCAUAUUGACUGAUUUCUUUUAUUCAGCUGAUUAAAUGAUAACUUCUUUUGCACGGUACCCGUUAGCUGCGCCCCCCUCCCCCCACGCCUUGCCAAAUUUCUAACUGCUUCGCAGUACGUAAGGUGGGCCUUGGCCGCCAUUACAAUGUUACAGUUUUAUUUAACUGUUUGGGGAACCAUCGUCAUUUUGGACUAAUGUAAUUUCAAAAAGUAUUUUCUAGAGAAUGAAAACCUAUGCAAAGGGUGUGAAUGUAUGCAAUUCCAGUAACAGAAGGUUAGAAAACCGAAUAACGUUGAAUGCCAGCUUUUUCAAUUCCUCAUUACUCUGCUAUCAACGUCAGGGCGAGUCCAUGUGCUCCGAAAAUUGAAAUUAGGUUUAUAUCUUUCACUUGUCUGUGUCAUGAUUUUUUAUACCUAUUGAAGUGACCGGGAGACCGCUCAUUAAUGAUAAAAUGAAAAACGCGGAGAAUUUGUUGAAAAAGACACUGUAUUCACCAUCAAGCCUUUAACGCACUUCAAGGAAUUCAAAACUGAACGAAACGAGAGACGAUGCUUUAAAAGGAAAGCCUAAGAUUGAAAGAGAUGAAGUCACAUUCCCGUGAAGAUAAGGAAUCACCCAUGGAGUGGAGUCGAAUCUGCACAUUUACGAAGGAGGAGCAGUGUCAAAAAUUGAAAAACACUCUCCUCCAAAGACAAAAUGAUCCAGACCUGUUGGUCCGCGCGAAGAAAUUCACCGAAGCAGCAGAGGUCGAGAAAGAAAUGGAAACCUGGAAAAGAGAAAUAGAAGAGCUAUCAAAAUCCCGAACACUGAUCGUCCCCCAGACCCAGAAAGAGGCCAAGAACGACCCUGAAACGAUGAUAAAGUGCCUGACGAUCAUUUUCACAAUGGCCCAAGCAACAUCAGUAACGACCCUGACAUCAACCCUGAGAAGCCUCUUCAACAACCUGGCGCUCCCCAGUAUCGACCAGGACGAUGCAGGGGUCCAGGCCCAGGCUCUGAAGGC
Molecule: messenger RNA, 1093 nt
Organism: Diachasma alloeum
Lineage: Eukaryota; Metazoa; Arthropoda; Insecta; Hymenoptera; Braconidae
Biological process (GO): mitotic chromosome condensation
Cellular component (GO): cytoplasm; condensed chromosome; condensin complex
Source: RefSeq, a predicted model, not a curated record